Mus caroli (Ryukyu mouse) is the source of this 2151-nucleotide messenger RNA. It is a transcript of the gene Cdc42ep3, whose product is annotated as CDC42 effector protein 3. Gene Ontology annotation, molecular function: small GTPase binding. NCBI's taxonomy places the organism in Eukaryota, Metazoa, Chordata, Mammalia, Rodentia, Muridae. Gene Ontology annotation, cellular component: cytoskeleton; plasma membrane; cytoplasm. The record is from RefSeq and is a predicted model, not a curated record. Gene Ontology annotation, biological process: regulation of cell shape; positive regulation of actin filament polymerization; positive regulation of pseudopodium assembly.
GGGCGCUUCCAACUGCCGCUGGGAGCACAGCAGCGGGACGCUCGCCGACGACCCAGUUCCGCAGCGGCUGCCUCCCGGGAGACGCCGCGCGCAGUCCCGGAGCAGAUUCUGCGGUGAACCGUUGCCGUCCCUCUGGUUCUGCGCGCACCAGCUGUGCGCCCUCGGGAGGCGACCCGGGCCGACGCCCGGCCCUCCGGGCAGAAGCUAGGAGCCUUAGAGACUGCUGCAGAACAAACCGCACUUGGCUACCGCGGCCCUCUAGUUGUGUGUUUGCACCGAUGCGGCGCGCCGCGAGAGUGCACAGCGCAGCUUGGCAGUUUCCGCACUGACAGAGGCAGCACAUUGUAGCUGAAGCUCCAACCUGCAGAUCAGGUUUCUCCGAGCUGUGGAAGGGACUCAAUAAUGUAACUGGCUCUCCGGAAAGACCUGCGUGGCCCUGCACUGAGCAAGAUCUCUCAGACCCUGUCUCGUUUUAGAGCCACUUGAGAAGAAAUGAUGUGACAAUUCUUAUCCAAAAGGACUUUUUGGAAGUGUAGGAUACCCGCGCAGAAGGUCACUCUUUCCCCGGUCUGUGAAAUAGACAUUCUCAGAUUCCAAAAUGCCUGCCAAGACCCCAAUUUACCUGAAAGCGGCAAACAACAAGAAGGGAAAGAAAUUUAAACUGAGGGACAUUCUGUCCCCUGAUAUGAUCAGUCCUCCCCUUGGGGACUUUCGUCACACUAUACACAUCGGCAAAGAGGGCCAGCAUGACGUCUUUGGGGAUAUUUCCUUUCUUCAAGGGAACUAUGAGCUCUUGCCCGGAAACCAAGAGAAGGCACACUCUGGCCAGUUCCCAGGGCAUAACGACUUCUUCCGGGCCAACAGCACCUCGGACUCAAUGUUCACAGAAACACCCUCCCCGGUGCUCAAAAAUGCCAUCUCCCUCCCCACCAUUGGGGGAUCCCAGGCUCUGAUGCUGCCCUUAUUGUCCCCAGUGACAUUUCAUUCCAAGCAGGAGUCCUUCGGGCGUCCUAAGUUGCCAAGGCUCAGCUGUGAGCCUGUCAUGGAAGAGAAAGUUCAGGAGCAAAGUAGUGUGUUAGAGAACGAGGCAGUCCGCCAGGGAGAUACCUCGUGGGGCUCCAGUGGCUCCGGGUCGCAGUCCAGCCAGGGCCGGGACAGCCACUCCUCCAGCCUGUCGGAACAGUCCUCCUCCGACUGGCCCGCGGACGACAUGUUUGAGCAUCCUGCCUCCUGUGAGCUUGUGAAGUCAAAGACUAAAUCCGAAGAAUCCCUUUCUGACCUGACCGGCUCCCUGCUCUCCCUGCAGUUGGAUCUUGGGCCUUCACUUUUGGAUGAAGUCCUGAAUGUCAUGGAUAAAAAUAAGUAGCCAGGAGUCAGCUCUUUUUCUUGGGAGUAAGAGGUACCAAAAUAAGCAGAAAACAAAAAAAUCAACUAACCACAGCUGAUGGAAAGAGCUGCUCUGACUGUUUUUAUUUGCAGCCGUGUGAUGCAUUUUCUAAAAUAACACUCUUGUUCCUACAAAAUAUUUUUUUAACCAUCAUGCCCUGUUUGCAAAAAUUUUGAAAACAAUAAUUUUUAAAAAUUAACAAAACAAAACAAAACAAAAAAACCUGUUCUGGAAAAAAGAAAAAAAAAAGAAAAGAAAAAGGAGGAAGUGAGUCAGAGCUCAUUUUCAACAGGCAUUGCUGAUGCUCAUACAUGCUCGGUUUUGUUUGUAGACAUGCAGAAAUCCAGAAAUCCAGGCUGUCUAAGAGGGCUGGGUCCAUGGGUCUCUCCAAGGCAAUUUAUUGCAUGUUAUGAGAAGGAAACUUACUUAUUUGGCACCUACGCCUUUUUUUCCUAGCCUCUUUUGUAUAUUGUAUCUUUUGGGUUCACCACAGCGAAGUCUCCAGCGUUAUGAUUUUACUCUUUGCAUAUUGGAGCAACCUUACAGGAUUUGGGAUUUUUUUUUCCUUGUGGUUCUUAUAUAUCCCUGUAUAUUAUUUCCAUGUUGCAAAAGUUUGACUGUCAGCUACAUGUUGGUUAAAAACAAGCAAGGUAUUACUGUAACUAAGUUAUUUUUAAAGUUGAAAUAUAUUUUUAUGUGCCUUUGGCUUUUUAUUGCAAAGUCUACAUUUUAUACAUAAUACAUCAAGUGUUAUUUGUCUUGUU